AAAGUCUGACAAUAGCGGGUGAGGAAGUCAGUGAAAAGUAGAGAAGCAGCAGGUACAACCUCAGGUUAUACAACCACAGCAAUUAAAAAGAUGUUCCUACCAUCUCUUUCUUUCCUGUUAGCCAUUUUUGGGUUUGGAUGUUGUCUGGACAAUGGACUGAUGAAUAGACCUCCAAUGGGCUGGCUCGCAUGGGAACGCUUUCGCUGCAAUAUUGACUGCAAGAAAGAUCCGAAAAACUGCAUCAGUGAGCGACUAUUCAUGGACAUGGCUGACCGCUUGGCACAUGAUGGUUGGAAAGAACUUGGCUAUAAUUAUGUGAACAUUGAUGAUUGCUGGAUGGCAAAGAGAAGAGAUGCCAGUGGAAGGCUGGUGCCUGAUCCAGAAAGGUUUCCCAAUGGAAUCAAAGCUUUAGCAGAUUAUAUACAUUACAAGGGCCUGAAGCUUGGGAUCUACAGUGACCUUGGGGUCUAUACAUGUGGUGGAUACCCAGGCACCACACUGGACAAGAUUGAGAUUGAUGCCAAGACAUUUGCUGAGUGGGAGGUGGAUAUGCUAAAACUGGAUGGCUGUUACUCCAGCUCUGCAGAGAAAGCACAAGGAUACCCUAACAUGACAAUAGCACUUAAUGCAACAGGACGUCCCAUUGCCUAUUCAUGCAGCUGGCCAGCUUAUGAAGGAGGCCUUCCUCCCAAGGUGAACUACACAUUUCUAGGUGAUAUAUGUAAUCUUUGGCGUAACUAUGAUGAUAUUCAGGAUUCUUGGGACAGUGUUCUUGAGAUUAUUGAUUGGUUUUUUGGCAAUCAAGAUAAUUUACAACCAUUUGCUGGCCCAGGAAAGUGGAAUGAUCCUGAUAUGCUUAUUGUUGGAGACUUUAGCCUUAGUCGUGAAGAAUCCAAGUCUCAGAUGGCACUUUGGGCCAUUUUGGCCGCACCACUCUUCAUGUCAAAUGACCUGCGGACAAUCUCAAAGCAGGCCAAGGAGAUCCUUCAGAAUGAAAUGCUUAUCAAAAUCAACCAAGACCCUCUUGGAAUCCAGGGCAGAAGAAUACUAAAAGAAAAGUUUCAUAUUGAGGUCUACCUGCGCCCCUUAUCUAACUCUGCAACUGCUCUUGCAUUCUUUAGUCGAAGGACAGACAUGCCGUAUCACUACACUACAUCUCUGAAGAAGCUGAACUACACAGGGAACAGCGCUUAUGAGGCUCAUGAUGUUUACAAUAAGAAGACUGUCCACGUCCUCAAACUGGAAACAAAUUUUACAGUCACUGUAAACCCAAGUGGAAUUGUAAUGUGGUAUGUCUCUCCCAUAAAAGAUUUGGACCCCCCACACAAGGAUUUUCAGGCGUACUACCCAAAGAGGGGCGAAACUGAUCCAUAUUUCUUGUAAUGCUGAAGGAACUAAGAAACUAUGCAGUGACUUUCUUUAGUGUGGAAUUCAAAAAUGACUUUGUCCCUUCUUUGGGAAUCUACGGGUUUUAGUUGCACUAAAAAUGUAAAUCAUAAAAUUAGUAAACUACUCGGAAGCAGCACUAGGUUUGCUUACUAAGAUGUUUGAAAUGUUCAUAUUUUUCUCCUCUACAUUUUGUACCUUUGCACUUCUUGAUGUUGAAACUAUUUAAAUUGUCUUUUUUUUUCUUUUAAUUAACUAGGUCAUUCUUUAUACUUUGAAAUAUAACCUAGACCCCAUGUGAUAAAGUGUAAAUGGAGUACCAGUAAUUAAGUCCCAGUUUCAAGACAAUACUGGGACAUAAAGUUGAAUACUUUUUAAUAGUGGUUUUUUUUUGUUAAAGGAAACCAAAGUUGUUUCAAAAUGUGGGCUGCUAAAGGAUGUUGAAAUUGCUUACAGUUCUGCAUUAAGUGGGCCUAUUUGUCUUAUUGGUGGCUAACCUCUUACUCACUGCACAUGAGAUCCGAGCCAUUUUCCACGUGUAAGUCAUCAUAGUGGGGUCAGAAAGUGUAAAUGUCAUUAAAAUCUGCCAUGUGAUGACUAAA
Messenger RNA from Protopterus annectens (West African lungfish), 1988 nucleotides. It is a transcript of the gene NAGA, whose product is annotated as alpha-N-acetylgalactosaminidase. The coding region runs from base 91 to 1383 and encodes 430 amino acids. Lineage: Eukaryota; Metazoa; Chordata; Ceratodontiformes; Protopteridae. The transcript is spliced from 9 exons. Gene Ontology annotation, molecular function: alpha-galactosidase activity. The record is from RefSeq and is a predicted model, not a curated record. Gene Ontology annotation, cellular component: cytoplasm. Gene Ontology annotation, biological process: glycoside catabolic process; oligosaccharide metabolic process; glycosylceramide catabolic process.